CAUCAUAAUUCAAACUUCCUUCUUUUUCCCCUUCUCGUUUAUGAGUAGAGCAGUGUUAAGGGAGUAAAGCAAAAAGGAUAAGGAAGAAUAAGGUCUUGGUAAAAUGAGUACAGCAAGGUUUAUCAAGUGUGUGACCGUGGGGGAUGGAGCAGUGGGGAAGACCUGCAUGCUCAUAUCCUAUACUAGCAACACAUUUCCAACGGAUUAUGUUCCCACAGUUUUCGACAACUUCAGUGCUAACGUGGUUGUGGAUGGUAGCACAGUCAACCUUGGCCUAUGGGACACUGCAGGACAGGAAGAUUACAACAGGCUAAGGCCCCUGAGCUAUAGAGGAGCAGAUGUGUUUUUGUUGGCCUUUUCCCUCAUCAGCAAGGCCAGUUAUGAGAACAUCUCCAAAAAGUGGAUUCCUGAACUGAGACAUUAUGCACCAACUGUGCCAAUUGUGCUGGUGGGAACCAAACUUGAUUUACGAGACGACAAGCAAUACUUGAUUAAUCAUCCUGGAGCAACACCAAUAUCAUCUGCUCAGGGCGAGGAACUGAAGAAGAUGAUUGGGGCAGUCACUUACAUCGAAUGCAGCUCCAAAACUCAACAGAAUGUGAAGGCUGUGUUUGAUAUUGCCAUAAAAGUAGCUUUGAGGCCACCUAAACUGAAGAAAAAGCCAAACAAGCCAAGGCCAACAUGCGCAUUUCUCUGAAUCAAUUUUAGUGUUAAAUUUUCUCCCUUGUAAUAUUCAUAAAAUCAUAAUCUUCUUCUAAAUGAUACUUUUGUUAUAAACUGCCUCCAGAGCUAUAAAAGAUCUCUAGGGAGGAAAUAAGAUGUAUCUUGAGAUGUUAUGCUGCUUAUUGAAUUUUAGCCUUUGCAGUAUAUAUCAACUUGAUUCUC
Molecule: messenger RNA, 885 nt
Organism: Vitis riparia (riverbank grape)
Lineage: Eukaryota; Viridiplantae; Streptophyta; Magnoliopsida; Vitales; Vitaceae
Product: rac-like GTP-binding protein RAC13
Exons: 7
Coding region: 104-697 (197 amino acids)
Biological process (GO): small GTPase-mediated signal transduction; regulation of actin cytoskeleton organization; actin filament organization
Cellular component (GO): cytoplasmic vesicle; cell projection; plasma membrane
Molecular function (GO): GTPase activity; protein kinase binding; GTP binding
Source: RefSeq, a predicted model, not a curated record